Molecule: messenger RNA, 1379 nt
Organism: Wasmannia auropunctata (little fire ant)
Lineage: Eukaryota; Metazoa; Arthropoda; Insecta; Hymenoptera; Formicidae
Product: pancreatic triacylglycerol lipase-like
Exons: 7
Coding region: 144-1145 (333 amino acids)
Biological process (GO): lipid metabolic process
Molecular function (GO): lipase activity
Source: RefSeq, a predicted model, not a curated record
AUUAAAACAGCGGCGGCAUUAGGCGCUCUUAUCGUACUGCUGGUGGAGGAGCAAAAAGAAAGCGCGCGGGAUGAAUGACGGGCCCGACCGACGUUAAGCCAAGUUAAAGUAGUAAUCCGGUGCAUCUCGUAGAGACGACUGGUAUGUCGCGCAGCGUUCCGUUCCGACGAGACAUGUCACAGGUCGAGCUUCUCGUCGUUACGACCGUCCUCCUCGCCUGGUCAGCGUACGCGUAUCCGGAUGGCACGCUGCUGAACGACAACGCGCGAGCGGCGAUCGUCGAGACGGUGCUGGAGCGCGAACCGGCGACCUUCAAAUUGUACACCAGGGAAAACCCGUUCGGCGAGGAGCAAUUGUUCCUGAACAAUACCGAGGUGCUGUACGCGUCGCACUUCAACGAGAGCCGGCCGACCAAGUUCAUCGUUCACGGAUUCAGCGAUACCGGUAACGAGGGCUGGAUACGUGAUUUGAUAGACGCGUAUCUGCUUUAUCAGGAUGUGAACGUGAUAGUCGUCGGCUGGGGAAUCUUGGCGUCCGACGCCUACCCGGUGGCGGCUAAGAACACGCGUCUCGUCGGUGAGUAUUUAGGCCAGUUCUUGGACUUCUUGAGUCGGGACUCGAACCUGGAGUACAAGGACGUGCACAUCAGCGGUCACAGCUUGGGCUCGUACGUGGCGGGCUUCGCCGGAGCUUAUCACGACGGGCGUGUCGGGAGAAUAACAGGACUGGAUCCUGCGAGUCCACUGUUCGAGACAAUCUCCGGCAUCGUCGACCCGGAAUACCGGCUGGAUCCGACCGACGCUCAAUUCGUCGACGUGAUCCAUACCAGCGGUCCGGCGUUCGGAUUCUUGGCGCCGCUGGGACACGCCGAUUUUUAUCCUAACGACGGCAAGAUCCCGCAACCCGGAUGCUCUUACGUGCCGACGAUAACUUACUGCAGUCAUUCGAGGGCGCAUCAGCUUAUGACCGAGAGCAUCGGCAGCACGGUGGGCUUCAAGGCGAGAAUGUGCGACAGCUGGGAAAAGUACAAGGGGCGGCUCUGCGAUUACAAUCCGGUCGUUUUGAUGGGCGAAUACGCUUCCACCUCGUUGCGUGGCAAAUUUUAUCUGACGACCAACAACGCUCCUCCCUUCGCACUGCAGUAAACGUUCGGAGUGCCGAUCCUUUGGCGGAGAUUUCUCGACUUGAGUACUUGCGAACUCACGAUUACGAGUGGCGAUCGCGCAGUAAUCUGUACUAGUCAUUGAUAAGUUACUUUAUUUAUGAAGCCCCUCGAUUCUGAGUGCGUACACCGGAACGUACAUCGUGUCAGAAUGUAUCCUUAAUAUACGUAAUGCUAUACAUAUUAGAAAGAGUACAAAUUACAUUAAUUGAAACUA